Molecule: messenger RNA, 2354 nt
Organism: Magallana angulata
Lineage: Eukaryota; Metazoa; Mollusca; Bivalvia; Ostreida; Ostreidae
Product: 5-hydroxytryptamine receptor 1F-like
Exons: 1
Coding region: 885-2327 (480 amino acids)
Biological process (GO): adenylate cyclase-activating adrenergic receptor signaling pathway
Cellular component (GO): membrane
Molecular function (GO): G protein-coupled receptor activity
Source: RefSeq, a predicted model, not a curated record
AAAAUGUUAAAAUAUACAACAAUAAUGUUGAUAUUCAUAGUUUCCAAAGGAAAGCCAAAAUCAAUAUUUUCAUUUAGCGAUGUCUUACAUGGCGACCUUUGGACAGAGAGAACAAUAAAUCCCCUGGUUAAUCAGCCCACCCACGCGUUACCGACACGCGGAAUACUAACCAGGUCUCCCCGAGCUGGCGGAGAUUAUAGGACGCCCGAUCCGAGAGAGAUACCUUUCCCCGAGGGAGAAGCCCGAGUUGAAUCAAUGAAGACAUGUCUAGCAUUUUGUACUGCUUCAAUUUAGAAUACUUUCGACUCAAUCUGAUCACAAGAUAAUAAAGAUUUACGAUUGGAAUGUCUACUGAGUAUAUUCUAUAAGGAGUAGAAUUUCGACGCUCAGUUAAAGUUGUUCCUGUCCAAUAAAUGAUAAAGCAACAAAUCUUAAAGGUGGUUCUUUUUAGAAUUCUGUUUCUCUUUUUAAAGAACAUCCGUAAUUUCGAGUAGACCGUUUUCAUGUAUAGACUGACAGCAUAUUGUGAUUUGAAUAACACUUUUUCCCGAUGAGGCAGUUCUGCAACUAGGAACACGACAUAUUCAGUCAAUAGAGUAAAGUUUUAUUCUGGAUUUAUCAAUGAAAUAUUUUGUGAUAGCUGGAUUCUUGGUGCGGGUCUUUUAGAGGUUGUAAUAACAUACGACCAAUGGCAACCUGUGAAACUUUUGAGAUGAGCCCACUUGAUAAAUAUACUGGAGGUUCUAAACAAACCAUAUGUAACAUUUGUUAAUAUUCAAUAGAAAAAUUCAUAGACCUAAUGCGAAUUAUAAGCCUAGUUUGGACUCCGCAACGUGUUACAAAUAUCCUUGUACCAACACGUUAUAUUCACCACUUGUUUAAGAAUGGACGGCCUAGGACAUGAUUUUGUAAGUAGAACCGUUAACAUUUUCAUCGCCAUUUUCGCUGUCCUGAUUAUUAUCGGCACCGUGUUUGGAAACAGUUUGGUGAUUCUGUCCAUCCUGAUGGACCGUCGCCUCCAUCGCGUGGGCAACAUCUUCAUCGUCAGUCUCGCUCUCAGCGACAUCCUUGUGGGUCUGUGUGUCACCCCCUUCGCCUUGGUCUAUCAGCUCCAAGGGGUUUGGAAUUUUGGCUCAAUCUUUUGUGACUUUUGGAUCUCCAUGGACAUUAUCUGCUGUACUGCAAGUAUUUUGAAUUUGUGCGUCAUUAGUUACGACCGAUACAAUGCAAUAUCGCAGCCUCUUCACUACGCGCAAUUUCGGACCGUCAGACGAGCGCUCUGUCUAGUAAUCCUUGCAUGGACCUACUCCAUUGUCAUUGCCUUACCCCCUCUUCUUGGGUGGAAAACGCCCAAUCAAAUGACGAUAAACUCCUGUGUUAUUUCCCAAAACAUUGGUUACACGUUCUUUUCCACUAUCGGGGCCUUCUACCUUCCCUUGGCCAUUAUGUUGUGUUUUUACUGCAAAAUUUUUCAAGUUACGUGGUUAAGAGGUAAACAGUGGGUAAGAGGCCCUGGGAAUAGUUUGAUAAUCAAAUUUCGUCAGAAAAAGGGACUUUACUCCUACAAUACUUUUCGAUAUUGUUGUGACACUGGAAAGAAAGAAGGUAAAAACUUGUCUAUUGAAAAGAACAGUGAUGAAUCUAAAGAAAAUCAUAUUGAGAAAGUGACUGUCGACAACGGUAUGCAACCAAGUUUUGUUCACCAAAUAAAUAUUGAGAAACCUGCAUGUACCAAAUCAAAACGACCAACUCUGGUUCGUCAGAUUUCCUACCUGUCAAGCACAGAUUCAGGAUACACUACUUCCGGUGAAGCUUCAGUAUCAAGUGAUGCGAGGGAAGACCAAGGGUGCAUGCCGAGCAUAGCAGAGGACGAAAUUAUUACAGAAAUAGUUGACAUAGAAACCGGAAAACUGAUUAUUAAAGGUCGGGGUGGUCAGGACACUAACGGCGUUAAUAUUCCAAAGAGCAUUUCCAAACCCACCGUCACGGGAAAAAAAGGUCACGUGACAACUGCUCGCAAACUGCGCCGCUUAAAGCGCAAAGAUACCAUAUCUCUGCCCCAAGAGCGCAGGGCAGUCCGUACACUCGGGAUCGUUGUGGGCUGCUUUCUGGUCUGUUGGCUUCCGUUUUUUAUCAUUGCCAUUCUGGUACCGUUGUGUCCCCACUGUGUGUUCCCAAAGGCUGUGCAGAGUUUGGCUCUUUUCCUGGGGUACUUCAACUCGGCCUGUAACCCUGUCAUCUACACCUUCUUUAACAAGGAAUUCAGGGCCGCCUUUAAGAAAAUACUCUGCUGCAAGUUCAACGUAUCUGCACCGACUUAUUUGUAAAACUUAAAGUCAGUUAGUAUAUACGUC